Messenger RNA from Ectocarpus siliculosus, 1290 nucleotides. The record is from the annotation of a GenBank genome assembly. NCBI's taxonomy places the organism in Eukaryota, Phaeophyceae, Ectocarpales, Ectocarpaceae.
AUGGCUGGACCUGCUGAGGCAUCGUCAAGGGCGAGCCCCACAAGCAGCUUCAAUUCGAGCCAAGAGUUCUCCGCGUCGAGGGUGCUCUCGAACGGAACUUGUGGCGUUGUCUCAUCGGUGAUAUGGAUCAUCAUCUCUGCUGGCCUCUGCUUCCCGUGGUUGCUGGAGCAGCCCUCGGCAUCCAAGGCUGGGGACUCCCCCAAGUCGGUCGCGUGGUUCGUCGUGUUGGCCAUCGACCUUUUGAUCGGGGCCAUGAGCGUAUUUUCUCUGUGGUUUCGGCGAAGCACUCUGAGCAUCAUGCUGCUCAUUUGGGGCGCUGGCGGCAUCGUGGUCACUUUCUUGAUGGGAAGUUUCGCGAUGCUACCGGCAGUGGCCACAAUAUGCUGCUGUGCGGAAGAAUUGUGCGUCUUGGGCGCGGCCGACAUCUCCCCGCUGGACGAUAGCUUCUGCCAUACGACCCUAGAGCUCUGCAUGGAAACGAAGUGGUCCCUGUGGUGCUACUACGGGGGAAUCCUCUUGGCUAUGACCUCCAUCGUAUUGCUUGUCAACUCGGUCGCCCUACAUCACAAGACCCUCUUGGACUGCGAACGCCGGCGUAAGGAGGCCGCCAAAGCCAUCCGCGCCGCCAACCGCUCCCGGCGGCGCCGCCAGCAGCUCUGGGAGCAAGAGGUCUACGGAGGCGGCAGCUACGCGGGCAGUCUCUCCGGUGCACGUCCGCCAAGCACCCGAAGGACCGGCGGCGCCGACGAUAACAGCCACGCCGGUGGCUCGACGCUGCUGCUAAAUCCCGCCGAGACGUCGAGCUCCCGCGGCCGCGGUGGCGCCCCCGCCAUAGCGCCGUCGUUCGAAUCCCCGACUCGUGGUUACCCCCGAAAGCCGGUCGCCACGGCCGAGGUCGGCGGCGGCAGGGUCACGCCACCGGUGGAGUUUGCCGCGCUGGACCCGACGGGAGGCACGGACAUUGAGAUGAGCAGGCUGGGCUCCCCGACUUCAGCCGCGAUGUCCCAGAGCGGCCAAGACGAAGGCGACGGUAACUUUGGCGGCGAGGGUGGCGGCGGCGGCGGCGGCGGCGGGUUUACGAUCGGCGCGUACACGGGCGGGACGAAGAACCGCCUCAGCAACCUUGAGGAGGAGACUGCGAGGAUGUCGUCGUGGGGCAGGGGUGAAACAGCCAACACGGGGGCGGCGAUGAACUGGGUGGCCGGCGGAGGGGCUGGGGACGGUCAGAUCACACCGAAGACGGCCCUAAGGUUCAAGACCAGCGCGCUCUCUAGAGCGAUGCACCGCUGA